AUGGACGCCGAGGAACCGCGGAGCUUCGGCCUUGAGCAAGGGGAAGAGCGGGAAGGAAAAGCGGGGGCGUCUCGGGGGAAACUGCUGGCCAAGAGACACGGCCGCUGCGGUGGUGGGCGGUGGCAGGGCGCAGGACAGCGAGAAAGGAAAGGAACGGAGAGCCACGCGCGGCCAAGGAACUCGCGCACUCACGCGCGCAUGACGGCCACGGCCGGAGCAGCAAGCCCCAACGCGGACCCGAGGAGCGCGGGCGUGCUCACUCGCGGGGACGGCCAGCGUCGGCGGGACGAGGCGAGACCGGCAAAAGUGGCUCGGGCGCGCACGGGUGAGGGGAAGAAAGAUGGGGCACCGCUGCAACACGCGUGCGCCAGCAGCAGGGCGACCCGGCGUGGACGACGGCAGGGCGCUGCGGUGGACUGA
Molecule: messenger RNA, 420 nt
Organism: Miscanthus lutarioriparius
Lineage: Eukaryota; Viridiplantae; Streptophyta; Magnoliopsida; Poales; Poaceae
Source: the annotation of a GenBank genome assembly